AUGAGGCUUAUUAUGAUGAUACUGACAAACCUGUUCCAAAUAUCUGCAGCUUGUUCAGCUAGUGACAUGACAGAAGUUUUUCACUUGUUAGAUGUACCAUUACCAAGGGAUCCUCAAAUAUUAGGGGUAUCAAGGAACCUCAAUAGUUCCAAAACUGAAAUUCGUUACGUAGAUGUGAUUUUGUAUGCUGCAUGUGCAUUGGACUGUGGUCGUCCUACGUUUCCACAAAAAAGUUUGGAAGCGCAUCGAUAUGACUUUUUCCUUGGAGGUGCUUGUAACCCUACAACAUGGAGGAAAGAGGUAGUUAUUCCAAUCCUCGACCGUUUUGGUUUUUCAUACUAUAAUCCGCAAGUAGAUGAAUGGUCUCCUGACCUCAUAGACUUGGAAAGAAAUGCUAAAUCAACAUCUGACAUAUUGCUAUUUGUUUUCGAAAACUGGAAAACAAGGGGAUUGGUCAGUCUUUUGGAGGUUACUUACUUUGCUUCUCAAAGAAGGCCCUUAGUUUUAUCUGUGUCUAAAGUCGAAGAAACUAAUGGUCCUUCAGUAGCUGGUGAAGGUAUCAAUCAGUUAGAAUACUACUGUCUAGAGGAGGCUAUGAAUUAUUUCCUAGAAAUAAUUAAGCGUCACAACAUCCCCUGUUUUUCAGAUGUGAAAAGCGCAGUAAAUUAUGCGAUAAACAACAGCCAUUUGAGGUUUAAAUUGUCAGGACAAUUAACGAAUAAUGAAAAACAACUAAUGGAUAAAGUAUUGUUCGUUUCUCAUAUGUUUCGUGAAAUAAUCGGAAGAAUUCCCGAAUCAGCUGAUGAUCAAAUUGUUUAUGAGCAGAUUCGUCAGGGAUUUCAACGAUUAAAUGUAGAACUGACAAGUGAUCGAGACUUUGUUAACUAUUGGAAUAAAGUGAAUCGUUUUGACUUAUUAUGUUCACUGUAUGCUCAAUAUAUAUUAAAACAACAAAGAUCCCCUUUACUGUUGACUAGUUUGAAUGAAUAUUUAGCAUCCAAGUUCCUGAAAAGCUGUAAUACUUCUAAAUAUUCCCUUCUGGACAGUCAAGUAACAAAUUCAUCAGUGGAAUCAAAGUCAUCCUCUUCUGUAGAAGGAACUGAAUUCGUUUCACAGUUUGAUUGUUAUUCUCCCGGUGGUUCAAAUUCCCCGUUAGUUAGUACCAGUGUUCGAACCCCGGUAUCUAGUGCUUAUUCAUCGUCAUCAUUAUCUUCAUCAACACCAACAGUAUCGGCGUCAGCAACACCAAAAUCAGACAGUCAUAUAUCCUUGAAUAAUGUUGAUGAUUUUAAAUAUACAAAAACAGAUGUAUACAUUGCUGGAAUUUUGAAAGGAAAUGAAUAUUGUCAUUUUUUAUUGGAUACUAUUAUACUACCCAAGUUGGCUAACGCAAAUUUAUCAUAUUAUAAAGCUAUAGAGAGGCCUAAUUAUUCAUCUACUGGAAAUAAUCAGAAUUUAUCAAAAUGUUAUCAAGAUUUAGAAAGUAAACAAUUGAAUCUUCGUCAGAAUAGUCGAAUUUUAUUGUAUAUAAUCGAUAAUAGUUCUUUUCAUCUAAUUACCAUAUUAGAGGCUGUCUAUUCAAUGGGAUCACAUUUAUCAGUGGUUCUUUUUGUACAAAUGUUCAAUUCUACUGAUAAUUAUAAAAUUAUCUUGAACAAAUCUAACCUAAAUUCAUUUUAUGAAUAUAUAUUUAAUGAUUGUAUAGUUCAACAUUUACCGAUAAAGAAUUUCAAUCAUAUAAAAUUUGAGAAUAAUACAAAUAACAAUGAAAUUUCAAGUGAUAUGAUUGGAUCAAAUACAUCAGAGAUUAAUAUACUUCCUAAUACUAAUAAUUAUUCUAGUAAAUAUUUUAAUUGUUCAAUGUUCAAUUCAAUUAAUAUUAUUUCAUCAUCUAUCCACCUUUCAAACGAAGCAAUUAAAGAUUAUAAUCGUAUUCGUAUAUAUUUAAUUGAUUUAGCUAAAGAAUUAAAUAUCCCUGUAUUUUAUGAUAUUGAAAAAGCUAUGAAUUAUUGUAUUCAUAAGUUAAUUAUAUCAUAA
This is a messenger RNA of Heterobilharzia americana, 2037 nucleotides long. NCBI's taxonomy places the organism in Eukaryota, Metazoa, Platyhelminthes, Trematoda, Strigeidida, Schistosomatidae. The record is from the annotation of a GenBank genome assembly.